This is a messenger RNA of Carassius auratus (goldfish), 3410 nucleotides long. RefSeq names its product EF-hand and coiled-coil domain-containing protein 1. Bases 161 to 1969 code for a protein of 602 amino acids. Lineage: Eukaryota; Metazoa; Chordata; Actinopteri; Cypriniformes; Cyprinidae. The transcript is spliced from 9 exons. The record is from RefSeq and is a predicted model, not a curated record.
AGUGUGUCUUUUGAAGACGCACACAACCACAAUCCCCGAAGGAAUAGGUUGACGAAAGGAUUUGAAGUCAGCAAUGCAGUUUAAAUUAAGUUAAUAUUAGGCUAAAUGUUAAAUUGACACUGUCAUGUAAAGUAAUUACCUUUUUACACUCCUAUCGGUCAUGCAGGUCUCGCGGAUCCGCGCUGCGCGUAAAAGCGAGUGGCUCAAAUGCGCGCUCGCGCACCACUUCAGCCCAGAAUCAGAUCCCUGCGUGGAAAACGAGAUCGUGGUUUUGGCCACCGGUGUGGACCAGUACCUCCAGGAGGUGUUUCAUCACCUCGCCUUUUCCAACGGCGAUCUCGUUUCGAAUGAGGACUUUAGGGGUCUGUGUUUGAUUUUGGGAUUCCCCGCGAGCGCGGAGACUGAGAACGUCACCUCAGAGCACCGGGACAUUUGCGAUGGACUUCCUCGUCUGCUUAACUUUAAAGAAUUCCACGCACGACUAUGUGGAUUUUUCUCGCUAAAAGCGCAGAAAGGGCAGAAGGGAGUUCGACUUCCGGUCAGUGAGGAGACCGAGCACAUCGAGCGCGAGAUCAGACUCCGGUGUCCCCGCGUCCGGAGGAGAAAGUGCGUCAGUUUUGAUCUGUCUGCAGACCAACAGGUCCGGAAGGGGUCAAUGAGGAGUCCAGCAUCAUCUCAGAGUCCGGAUCAUCUGCAGAGUUCUGCUGCGGAAGCCAAGAGAAACACAGGCUGUUUUUUGUUGUGUUUAGGCAUUACUGUGGCAGUGGAUAUUAACUUUCAGAGAAGAUGGCAGGAUCAGCUAGAGCUGGAGAACGCCAGUCUGAGGGAGCUGGUGGAGGAUCUGCGUUCAGCCCUCCAGAGCAGCGACGCGCGGUGUUUGGCACUGGAGGUCGCGUUACGCCGAAGAGACAUGCCGUCCCAAAAUACUGCUGAAACCCAAAACUGCAAAACAAAAACACAGCAAUCCAAACACAUGGAAUGGGACUCCAGAAGAAGCACUAAAGACCUUCUACGAGAGCUGGAACUGAUCCGUGCUUCACGUGAUGGACAGCUGGAGGAAGCCAUGAGGUUUAACCAGAGGUUAGAGGAAGAGCUGAUGGCAGCUUAUGGAGAGAUUAGCAGGAUGCAGGAGCUGCUGGACAGCGUCCGGACUGAAAACACACGGAUUAAGAAGAGGACUGAAGAGGUCAGAGAGUCACUGGCUGCAGGGCUGCAGGGGGUGAGGGCCUUACAAGAGCAGGCUCAACGAGCUCAGAGUCUGGAGAGCCAGCUGGAGAUGUUCAGGGCCCAGUGCACCUGUGUAAAGCUAAAUAUGAACAAAACCGAAAUACUAGCUGAACCAUGUGGUCCUGGAUUCCCCUCCCCAACCAGUCAUGAUGAUGGCAGAAGAGAAGAAGACCUGCAGAGGUCAGUAGAGGGUUGUGCAGCAUCCGACGAGGAAGAGGAGGAGAGGGGCAUGGAUGAAGGACAAUGCUGCCACCUGCAGGUGAAACAGCUCAUCAACAGAUUACACUGCUGUGCCAAAGGGUGUCAGAAAGCUGCUAUCUGUAACUGGCUUGUUUCUCAGAGCUCCGCUCACAGCAAAGAACCUAAAGCACGUGUGUGGAUUCCUCAAGCAGAUGAGAGGAGAAAUGAAGCAGGAAAUAUGAAGCAGAAAGAGGUAGAGAGUUUGAAAGUUUAUCCUUCACCGCUGGAGGAGAGACUGACUGACACGCUCACAUUACUGCUGCAGAUCCCACAUAAAAGAGUCUCUCGCAGGAUCUUGGGGAAAAUAUUAGUCAACACACUAGAUCUGUGUACUAGAAAAAGCCACGACUGCACUCCGGUAGUUCAGGUGGUGGACACACUGUGUGGGCAGCUCCUCUCCAGUGACCUCUUGGAUGGAGGAGAGGAGGUCAGCGUUGGGUCACGACCUUCUGUGACCUCAGGUCACCAGAACACGUCCAAACCCCUUCUGAUGUCCUGUUGAGAGCUCACUGAUGCCCCACUUAAGACGCUUUCCAUCAGCAUACAAAUUGUCAUUUUAAAGGCACAAGUGAUUACCAAAGUUGUUGUAAUAAAAAUUAGCGAACAAAUAUUUUUCAUUAAUUUAUAAGAAAUAAAUGAGCACUAGUAAAACAAUACCACAUUUGGUGCCUGACCAGCUUUCUUAAUUUAAAAUAAAUCCCAUUCUGGGUUACUUAAUUAUUUUUAUGUUUAUUUUUAAUUAUUUCUAAUUAUUGCAAAAAAAAUAUUAAAGACACCACAACUCAGGGUUUUAAAGCAACUGUAUGUAAACUUUUUUUUUUAUUAAGUGAUGGAUGCUUUUGAAACACUGCUUUGAAUGCGUUGUGAAUCAUUUGUUUGAACCCAUAAUUUUGAGCGAAUGUCAAACUGCCCAAGUCACGUAACGUCAGUAAACAAUGAUUCGGAUGACAUUUACAUUUAUUCAUUUAGCAGACACUUUUAUUCUAAGCAACUUUACAAACACCCCCCACAGAUGAACCAUUAUCUAGUUUUUACCUGAUCUCAGCUCAGUUUUACACAUUUGUAUUAUUUAUUAUUUUUUAUAUAAAAACAUGUAUAAAACAUGUAUAGUGUUCCUGUGGCUUGGUGGUAGAGCAUUGUGUUAGCAGUGCAAAAGGUUGUGGGUUCAAUUCCAAGGGAACAUGCAUACUGAUAAAAAAAUGUUUAGCCUGAAUGUACUGUAAGUUGCUUUGGAUAAAAGCAUCUGCCAAAUGCAUAAAUGCAGAUGCAUAAUUAAAAGGAACAGUGGUAGUAGUUUACAGACUAUUAUUGGGCUGUUUAGACAAGCCCUCCAUAAAACAAACAAAACAAGCCCUGAAUUGAUAAAAGAACACAUAUUAUAUAAGAAACUUAAUGUUUAAUAUUCAGCAAUGUAUUUGCAACGAGUUUGUAAAAGCCUGGGUUUAUGCUGCAUUUACACGUUCUGACCAGCAGGCGUCACCAGUGUGGCGUCUUGAACACUUCGAAACAGUGAAUCAUUUUUGCAAAGCAAUUGAUUCAGAUGAUUCAAAAGUUCGAAAAGGCAUGUUUCUCCCAUCACAUAUAAGUAUGUAGUAUGUAAGUUUGGUGAACAGGUAUGAAAUUAGGUGAAAAUGGUGGACUGAUUUAAGACAGCAACAAAGUACAACUGAAGACUUUACAUGUACCAGACUUUUAAAUAACUGAUUUUCCUUGAAAAGGACUUUAAUACAGCUAUCCACUGUAAUUAUGACAGUUAAUUCCACUCACUUCACUGUAGGGGCUCAUAAGUCACAAUAAAAUGAACAAAGUUAUGUACAGUUGCUUGUAUUUACAUGUUCCAAAUUGUGGUAAGAAAUGUCAAAAGUCAUAUAUAAUAAAUAAUCUUUUCUUACAAUAGUUAGUUUGACCUCUUGAGGUGGACAAACAUCACUUUCUCACAAAAU